CAUGAUCCUGAGUGUGAGGACUUCACUGUUUCCAAUCCCAUCCAAUCCAAAUGCCCCACCUAACUACCCUCACUUCCCCACAUUUAACUCUUCCAACUGCUUCCAUCUUCCUCUCUGUCCUUUCCUCCAUUUUCUUAAUCCUAUUUAUGAUAAACAACCCUUUCUUUCUUUCUUUCUCUCACCUUUGUCAUUCAUUCAUUCCCACUCAUGCAUUCAAUUCAAUUCUUGUCUCUUUUCUUCUUUCUGUUGUUGUUGUGUUCUUCUUCUUCUUCUUCUUCUUUUUUAUUUCUGAAAAGUUGAGCUAGAUUUUGCCUACUUUUGUUUCUUUUUCUUUUUCUUUUUCUUUUUUCUUUUCCAGAAGUUCAAAUCUUGUUUGGUUUUGUGUUUUUAUAUUUUUCUAACCACUCUUCUGGAUCUGAAGCUAUUAUCUUGUGUUUUUUUUUUUCCUUUUUUUGUCUUGUUUUUUAUUUGAGAUUUGGUAGAGAUUGAGAUUUCUCUUUCAUUGAAAGAGAAAUCUCAUCAAAAUCCCACCUUUCCAUCACAAACGUCUCCAGUGAUUUCCACCAUAAUAUCCCCUCUAAAUCCAAUCUUUUCACCUUUCUUCAACCCUAGCACUCAAAUCCAACCAGAAAAACUCAAAAAGAUUCAAUCUUUGCAAUGGGGAAUGCAAUGGAUUGCAUGUCCCGCAAGGAUUCAAGGCCCAGCUCUGUGUCUCGGAGCAAGAGGAACUCAAAAUCUCAGCGCAAGACUUCGGCUACCGCCGAGGAUGAACAGCUCCACCGCCAAGCUCUGGCCAUGGCCAUCCAGCAACACCAGCUUUCUCAGCGCUUUGAGGGUUCCAUGUCCCGGAGGAUCACCGGCUCCACCAGCUCCCGGCGGCUCGCUGAUCCCUUCUCCAAUGGCAAGCAACAGGCUCCGAUUGUUCUUGAUAAUGUGGAGACGAAGAAACUUGUCCUAGUGCAUGGAGAAGGAUUUGGAGCUUGGUGCUGGUAUAAAACGAUUACCAUGUUAGAAGAAGCCGGGCUAGAGCCAAUAGCAUUGGAUCUCACAGGGUCCGGAAUUGACACCACCGACACAAACAUUAUAACUUCCUUAGAAGACUACGCAAAACCGCUCAUAAAUUACUUGCACAACCUUCCAGAGGGUGAAAAGGUAAUUUUGGUUGGUCAUAGCUGUGGAGGUGCAAGCAUAUCAUAUGCACUUGAAUGUUAUCCAAAAAAAAUUUCAAAGGCGGUAUUUGUUUGUGCGACGAUGGUGGCAGAUGGACAGAAACCUUUUGAUAUAUUUGCCGAGGAAUUAGCAUCAGCUGAAGCAUUUAUGCAAGAGUCUCAAUUUUUAUUAUAUGGUAAUGGUAGAGACAAACCCCCAACUAGUCUUAUGUUCAGCAAACAACAAAUUAAAGGGCUCUAUUUCAACCAGAGUCCCCCUAAGGACAUUGCUCUGGCCACAGUUGCCAUGAGACCUACACCGUUAGCGCCGAUCAUGGAGAAGCUUUCUCUCAGCCCGGGAAACUACGGGUCUGUUCGACGAUACUUUGUUCAAACACUAGAUGAUCGUAUGCUUUCACCGGAUGUGCAGGAGAAGUUGGUCAGGGAAAACCCACCUCAUGGAGUUUACAAGAUCAAAGGAAGUGAUCACUGCCCUUUCUUCUCGAAACCGUUAUCGUUAAACAAGAUUUUGCUUGAAAUUAUACAACUUUGAGUAGUGUUGUGAAGUUUGCUGAAUUAGAUGCAUUGCAUUGUAGGCUUUGUAGCUGUAAGAUUGUAUAUACUCAGGUAAAUAGGAUACCAAUGAUUUUUAAUUUAUAAUUAUUUUUUAUCAAUCUGUAUGAAUAAUUUGAUGUUUUGGCAGAUUUGGUUAUGGUAGUUUGUUAUAUGA
Messenger RNA from Dioscorea cayenensis subsp. rotundata (Guinea yam), 1878 nucleotides. Its product is annotated as putative methylesterase 14, chloroplastic. The record is from RefSeq and is a predicted model, not a curated record. The transcript has 5 exons. Gene Ontology annotation, molecular function: methyl jasmonate esterase activity; methyl indole-3-acetate esterase activity; methyl salicylate esterase activity. The coding region runs from base 658 to 1701 and encodes 347 amino acids. Lineage: Eukaryota; Viridiplantae; Streptophyta; Magnoliopsida; Dioscoreales; Dioscoreaceae. Gene Ontology annotation, biological process: salicylic acid metabolic process; jasmonic acid metabolic process.